This is a messenger RNA of Thecamonas trahens ATCC 50062, 3323 nucleotides long. RefSeq lists its product as uncharacterized. NCBI's taxonomy places the organism in Eukaryota, Apusomonadida, Apusomonadidae. The record is from RefSeq and is a predicted model, not a curated record. The transcript is spliced from 2 exons. Bases 26 to 3307 code for a protein of 1093 amino acids.
CUCCUCCUCUCCCUCCUUGUCCCCCAUGCUCGGACAAGCUGCCGAGGGCGAUACUGCCCCGCAGGCUGCUGCUACUACUACCGACACUCCAGCAACCUCUAUCCCUCCCCCUCCUACCUCUUCUGCAUCUACCACUCCCGCAACACCCUCUCCUUCCGAGAAGAAGACCGAUGCUGUACCGGCAGACAAGGCCACGAACGAUACCGGUGCCUCGGUGAGCAAGGCGAGCGCUUCGGCUGGUGCUGCUGGUAAGACCAAUGCUGAUGCUCCAGCACCGGCUGAUGCUCCGGCACCGGCUGAUGCUCCGGCACCGGCUGAUACUCCGGCACCGGCUGAUACUCCGGCAAAGACUGAUUCCCCUGCUCCUACAUCCGAGGCUGCAACGCCCGCCGAUGCUCCUGCUGCCGCUCCGGUUGCCUCUGCUGCCGACGCCAAGGACACGCCUGCUGAGGCUGCCAACAGUGCGGCAGGCAAGCCGGCCGAUGCUGCCGAUGGCGCGGCAGGCAAGAAGCGCCGCAAGCGCGGCGGCCGCAAGAACAAGAAGAGGACUGAGGCCAAUGCCAAGGCCGCGGCCGGCGAGAACAACACCCCGGCUGCCGCUGACGCCAAGGCCAAGGCGAAUGACACGGCCGCUACUGACGCCGGUGACGGCGCAGCUGCGGGCGCCAAGAAGCGGCGCAAGCGUGGCGGUCGCAAGAACAAGAAGAAGAGCGAUGCCAACGCCAGCGGCAACGCCAACGGUGAGCGCAAGCAGCCGCCGCCGUCGCUGGUCCAGAGCCGCGGCAACGGCAACGUCAAGAAGGGCAGCAGCGGCGGCGACCGCAAGUCGGACUCGCGGCGCAAGAACUCGCGCAAGAAGAACUGGGUUGCGCGUGUCGACCCGCAGGCCGAGCUCGAGGCCAUGCGCGUUCUUCUUCAGCGGUCAGAGGUGUACUCUGAGCGGCGCCCGCAGAUCCAGGUCCUCCACCGCAUGCUCGAGUCGAUGGACCGCCCGUACUACUCCAAGGCCGUCAUCUUCUGCAACUCGUCGAGCGAGGCCACCCAGCUGUUCAGCGACAUGCAGGGCCUCUUUGCCGACUCGAAGCGAAUGAUCUUUGCCUGCACCAUCCUCCCGUCCACUCCCGAGGCUGAGCGUCGCGAGUCGUUUAAGAUCUUCAACAAGAAGCCGUCCAAGCUUCCCUACCUCUCCAUCAUUAUUUGCACCGACUGGCUCAUCAACUUUAUGGCCCACAACCGCUUUGCCAUCAAGUUCCACGACGUCGUCAUCUCCUACGAGCUUCCGGCAAACAUGAAUGUCUACCGCCGCCGCGCUCUCGCCACCACCAAGUUCACUCUCGACCACUCCAAGCGCCGCCUCACCUACGCCACCCUCAUCUCGCGCGACCGCGACACCGACAAGCUCGCCGCUCUCAAGGAGGUUCUUGAGGCUUCCGGCUCGCGCCUCUCGCCCAUGCUCCAGAACUGGCUGGACAACCCCGAGCAGCGCUCCGAGCCGCGUGGCCGCCGUGACCGUGGCGAUGACCGCAACCGCGAUCGUGGCGAUGACCGCAGCCGUGGCGAUGACCGCAACCGUGGCCGCGACGGUGACCGCAACCGUGGCCGCGACGGUGACCGCAACCGCGGCAGCAGGGACGACGGCGACGGCGAUAGCAACGCCCCCCGCUCCGCCCGCAGCCACAGCAACGCGUCGCGCGACCGCGCUGCGCCUGCUGCCCAGCAGCCGCACCAGAACCAGGAGCGCGAGCACAUCCACGCUCCGCCGGCCCACCCGCGCGCUGGCGGCUCCGCCGGCCGGCGCGCCGCAGGCGGUAACCGCCGCAACGGCAACCCCAACUCGGACUCGUUCCCGCCGCUUUCCGGCCAGGACGCGCUCAAGUCCGAGGGUGCUGCCCGCCGCCGUGAGUCGCAGUCGCUCUGGGCCGCCGGCUCGUCGGCCAUCCGGCACGACCAGCAGCCCGGACGCGGUCCCGCGCCGCACCAGCACCAGCAGCCGCACCCGGCCCAGCACCAGCAGCCGCACCCGGCCCACGGCGGCUACGGCCGGUCCAACGGCAUGCACCCGCAGUACGCUGACGUCGCCGCAGCCACUCCCGAGUCGGCCGUGCAGGCCCAGACCGCAGAAGUCGCGCCGGCGCACACCCAGACGCCCGGCUACGGCGUCGCAGUCCAGCAAGUUCGCCACCGCCGCCGUCCUGACAUGGUCCCGCCCGAGGACCAGUUCCAGCGCUACUCUCAGGAGCAGCAGCAAGCUGCGCAGGCCGCGUCGCAGCAGCAGCAGCAGCAGCAGCAGCAGGGGCCCGACGGCCCGGUGCCCGAUAGCACCAGCGGCAUGAUGCCACCGCACGGUGCAGGUAUGCACGGCGGCUACCCGCAGCAGCACCACCACCACCCGAUGCAUGGGGGCCACCCGCAGCACCCCAUGCACGGCGGCAUGCCUGCCCAGUACCCGCAGGCGGGCAUGUAUGGCGGCGGCUCCGCUGACUACGGUGGCGGCUACAUGGGCGCUGGCUCCUGGCAGCCGCCUGCGGCUGCCGGUUACGACGGCGGCUACAUGCCCGACUACGCCCACGGCGGCUACGGCGCACCUGCAGGCCCGCCGCACUCGUACCAGGCCACGUAUGAUCUGGCGACGUCGGGUCCAACCUCUCUCGGCGCCCCGCCCGACAUGUAUGGCAGCGGUCAUGCCGCGGGCGCGCCCAUGUACAGCGCUGCCGGCUACGACAUGGGCAGCGCCGCUGGCUACGACCCGGCCGCCGGCUACGACUACUCGCGCUACAUGCCGCCGCAGGGCCCGCCCUCGUACCCGCCUGCCGCUUACGGAGGCUACGACCCGGCCCGCGCCGGCCCAGCAGCCCAGCAGCCCAUGCAGCCAACGCCGAAUGCCUAUGCCCUCCCAUACUCGGGCAACAACCCCGAUUGGUGCGAGGAGUAUCAGCAGGGCCAGCCAGGCCCUGCCACAGGCCAGGGCCCGCCCGCCCAGCAGGCCGCCGAGGCCCAACAGGGCCAGGGCCAGGGCCAGCAGCCCGCCCACGCCCAGCAGAACUACGCCGCGCAGCCGAUCUAUGCGCCCUACCAGCAGAUGCAGGCGGCCCUCGCCCAGUCGGCCGUCGCCCAGUCGGCCACCCCCGACGUUCGCGGCCUCUGGGGUGGCACCGCCGCCCAGCAAGACUCGCCCGCAUCAGGCAACGCCUGGACCGGCGACCGCCCCGGCUCGGCGGCCUCCGGCCAGCCGCGCCGCGAGACCCCGCCCCCCCAGCAUGGCUACACUGGCGAGCAGCGCCCGCUCGGCGGCAGCCGUCGUCGCUAGACCAUCCAAGCCACAC